UAAACAAAAAAUUGCAGUGAGUCACACAACCUAAUUGACAACAAAAAGUUGGUGAGGAUUGGUAUAUAAAGGUGGGUAAGGGCAGGCGACUUCAGAAUUUUAGUAAGCAAUUCAACAACAAAUAUUGAACUCUCUACACACAAACUAAACUCUUUCUUAGGAGACCACAAAAACCAAACCCACCCGGCCGGAGUCUAAGCUAUCAUGGGAAGACAACCUUGUUGUGACAAACUCGGAGUUAAGAAAGGCCCAUGGACUGCCGAGGAAGACAAGAAGCUCAUCAGCUUCAUCAUCACCAAUGGCCAAUGUUGCUGGCGGGCCGUCCCCAAGCUCGCCGGCCUCCGCCGUUGCGGCAAGAGCUGCCGCCUCCGGUGGACCAAUUACCUCCGCCCUGACUUGAAGAGAGGACUCCUAAGUGAUGCUGAGGAGCAGUUGGUCAUUGACCUCCAUGCUCAUCUUGGUAACAGAUGGUCCAAGAUUGCUUCAAGAUUGCCAGGAAGGACUGAUAAUGAGAUCAAGAAUCAUUGGAACACUCAUAUUAAGAAGAAGCUUUUGAAAAUGGGGAUUGAUCCAGUUACACAUGAACCUCUCAACAAGGAAGAAAUAACAAAGCCAACAAGUGAUGACCAAUCCUCAACAACAACAACAUCUCAUGCGGCGACCACUUUGCCAGAAUUAGACCAAAAUAAUGGUCAGCAGCAGGUACAAGUUGUACCUCAGAGUACAACAACGCAAGUACCUACAGAAGCCACCUCAGAGGAGCAAAGCUCUUCGUGCUCACCGACUGAAAACUCCUCCUCUUCCACCGCCACCACCGAUGAAUCCCAGGCGGUGGUCGUCCUAGACGCCAUGUGCGGCGGCGACGACGACCCACUGCUCAGCUCCCUGCUGGAAAACCAUGCUCCCAUGCCUGAUGCGGCGCAGUGGGACCUACCACUUCCAUCCGACCACCAGCCGCCGUUAAUCUUCGACGACAACGAUGAUCUCGAGAUCCCAACGUUGUUGGACGACAACUUCGGGUGGCUAUUCAACUGCCAGCAGGACUUUGGGAUCCAGGAUUUCGGAUUCGACUGCCUCAACGACCCAGAAAUGCACAUUUUCGACACGGUAGACUCUGGGAAUAACCACAAUAAUUAAUUUUAAUUAUGGUUCAAUUCAAGAAAGUAGGUAGCUAGGUGGUAGAGGGAAAGUGAUCGAUGACGCACGACGAGGAUUUUAAUUGCGCUACUACAUAUACUUAGUGGUCAUGUUAUACAAAGGUAUCAUGAUACCUGGGUGAUUAUAUUGAUGAAGUUAAGGUAGAUUUUGAGAUGUAGUGUGGCCGGGUAGAAUAUUCGCCAAGCGUCCAUUCCAGGCCAGGCCAGGCCAAGUGAAAAAACAUUGCCCACUUUUGUGGUUUUGGACCAACCAACCAACCAAAUUAGAGAGCUGAGCCAUACCGAAAUCAAGAAAAAAAAUUAUGUAGGUUGUACUACUCCUAUAUGCCAAGGAUGGGGACAAGCACUUUGAGGCAAAGUAAUAGGAGUGGCCAUGUGUAUAGAUGUGAAAAGAAAGAAACUUUUUUCUAUGUUAUAUGUGAAAUAUAUAUGAUGUGAUGUACUCUCUUUGUUGAUAUCAAUAAAUAAACAUAUUUCUUUUC
Messenger RNA from Ipomoea nil (Japanese morning glory), 1639 nucleotides. RefSeq names its product protein ODORANT1-like. The coding region runs from base 205 to 1137 and encodes 310 amino acids. Lineage: Eukaryota; Viridiplantae; Streptophyta; Magnoliopsida; Solanales; Convolvulaceae. The record is from RefSeq and is a predicted model, not a curated record. The transcript has 2 exons.